Molecule: messenger RNA, 1191 nt
Organism: Olea europaea var. sylvestris
Lineage: Eukaryota; Viridiplantae; Streptophyta; Magnoliopsida; Lamiales; Oleaceae
Product: UDP-glycosyltransferase 73B5-like
Exons: 4
Coding region: 1-1191 (396 amino acids)
Molecular function (GO): UDP-glycosyltransferase activity
Source: RefSeq, a predicted model, not a curated record
AUGGAAUGGGGCGCGUGGAAGUCUAACGCAAAUGAAAACAAACUUAAUCCGGGUCAGAUUCAUACUAUACCCGGCUUACCAGAAGAAACGCACAUCGCGUACCAUGACCUCACGCGCCACCAUAAUCGGCCUCCACAGACAUCCACCGGCCGAGGAGGUGGGCCACCUAAACCAGGAGAUCAACCGCCGAGGGUUCCAUUAAUAGAGGGCUCAAUCGCCUUAAUGUUCAACACGUGUGAUGAUCUAGAACAUCCAUUCAUCAAUUACUUGGAGAAUCAAAUGGGAAUUCCAGUAUGGGGCAUCGGCCCGCUCUUUUCCGACAAGUAUUGGGCGUCUAUCAAGUCCAAUACAUUAAUCCACGACCUCCAAAUUAGAAACCUAACUUAUCAGAAAGAGGAUCAAGUAAAACAAUGGCUGGAUUCAAAAUCCCAGGAAAGUGUUCUAUAUGUAGCAUUUGGCAGUGAAUUGAGCCCUACAAACGAAGAAUUAAAUCAAUUAGCAAGCGCAUUGGAAGAAAUUGACUAUCCAUUCAUUUGGGUUAUUCAAAAUCGUCUAAAUUUAUCAGAAAAUGAAGAGAAAAGUGAAGGAUUUUUUGGAUUGGAUGAUAAAAUUGGUGAAAGGGGAUUGAUAAUUCAAGGUUGGGCACCCCAAUUGCUGAUUUUAAGCCACAAAUCAAUUGGGGGAUUUUUAUCCCAUUGUGGAUGGAAUUCAAUUGUGGAGGCGAUUGGACUUGGUGUUCCGAUUCUGGCAUGGCCGAUUAGGGGUGAUCAGAUUUAUAAUGCGAAGCUGGUGGUUAAUUAUCUGAAAAUUGGGUACCUGGCUUUGCCCAGUGGUUCGCCGGAGAUGGUGAAAAUGGACUUGUUGAAUGGAAUUGAGAAGGUGGCCCUCACUUUUCUCUUUAGUGUUUUUGACUUUUUAGAAACUAUACCAAACAAGUCCUAUAUAGCCCUUCUCGAUAAAUUCUUCCUGCUGAUGGAACAACUUGUAGAUGACUUAGGUUCAAUUGAGUCGGCGAACUACAGAAUGGAAAGGAGAGUGAGGGGAAUAGGGGGCAGCCCUCGGCCUGAUCAUCCAAUUCGCUCCAAGAGACAAGCAUGGCUCUGUAGUCAAAGCAACUUCGUCACUUUUGUGUACCCAUCGGACGGCAGCCCUUUCGAGGGUUCCUUAGGGACCGAUUCACUCUGCGUAUAA